AGAAAUGGUCGAUAACCCGGAAGUUAUUGUAGAGGGCGGGACGUUUUUAAAUUUCGUGGACCAGUUUGACUGUUGACUAAGGGUUGUUACAAAGGCUCCAGCUUAUCCCAGCAUUUGUCCCUAUACAGGUGUCUUAUUUACAGGUGUGUUACAAACAGUGGAAAAAGGCAUGUUUUCAAAAAUCCCAAGAGGUUUCAAUUUACCAACAGAAGCUAGGAAAAAUGACCAUAAACUUGAAUCCAAAGAUACAGCAACUGUAUCCACAGCAGUGAAUGCUGUCCAUAAAUCAGAUGGUAACCUUAAAGGCCAAAAAGAAAAUAUGCCAAGGAAAAAUGUUGCUCCCAAAGUUAUAAAAGGGGUCUCCUCCAGGUACGGGCAUCAGGUAGAGCUGAAGGAACAAAAUCAGCACUUGAUGGCUGUAAACGAGGACCUGCAGAAAAACCUGUCAGAGACACAGCAAAAAGUUUCUGAGCUGGAGCUGCAUGUCAGUGAGCUUAAAAAGGAGAAUGCAGAGGUCCAGAAACACCUACAGGACUGUCAUGUUCUGUUAGUGUCUGCCAAAGUAGACCCAGUUUUAGGAGAAAGAGUUGGAGAUGCUGCAAAGCAGAAAGAAGACCAAAGGAAAGAAGUUAUGAGUAUCUCUACAGACCUGCUAAAGGAAUUAAAAGCUUUUGGUGACGCUGCAUCAGUGCAGCGUGCUCAGCUAGAGGAAAUCCAGGCAACUAUGGUAAACUUCACAGAAGCACGAGGACACAUGAAACAAGAAAGGGAGAAUUUUUCACAGCAGGCGGCUGAACUGGAAAAAGCUCUGACAGAAGCAGAAACACUCCUACUGUAAAAGUGUGCAACAAUUCUCAACAGAAAAAAGAAAUUUUGUAUAUAUUUAUGUGUAUAAUUAGAUAUAAUGCGUGAUGUGACCCAAACUUAAUAAAGAAUAA
Melanotaenia boesemani (Boeseman's rainbowfish) is the source of this 938-nucleotide messenger RNA. It is a transcript of the gene knstrn, whose product is annotated as kinetochore localized astrin (SPAG5) binding protein. Lineage: Eukaryota; Metazoa; Chordata; Actinopteri; Atheriniformes; Melanotaeniidae. The record is from RefSeq and is a predicted model, not a curated record. Bases 170 to 838 code for a protein of 222 amino acids. Gene Ontology annotation, cellular component: microtubule plus-end; kinetochore; mitotic spindle. The transcript has 9 exons. Gene Ontology annotation, biological process: mitotic sister chromatid segregation; spindle organization; regulation of attachment of spindle microtubules to kinetochore.